Molecule: messenger RNA, 3664 nt
Organism: Cebus imitator (Panamanian white-faced capuchin)
Lineage: Eukaryota; Metazoa; Chordata; Mammalia; Primates; Cebidae
Gene: CYP11B1
Product: cytochrome P450 family 11 subfamily B member 1
Exons: 8
Coding region: 33-1715 (560 amino acids)
Biological process (GO): aldosterone biosynthetic process; glucocorticoid biosynthetic process; cortisol metabolic process
Cellular component (GO): mitochondrion; mitochondrial inner membrane
Molecular function (GO): iron ion binding; steroid 11-beta-monooxygenase activity; corticosterone 18-monooxygenase activity
Source: RefSeq, a predicted model, not a curated record
UUGGGGCUGAACAGGGCAGAGGGAGCAUUGGAAUGGCACUCAGGGCAAAGGCAGAGGUGUGCAUGGCAGCGCCCUGGCUGUCCCUGCAAGGGGCACGGGCACUGGUCACCAGAGCCGCUCAGGCCCCCAGGACGGUGCUGCCCUUCGAAGCCAUGCCCCAGCGUCCAGGCAACAGGUGGCUGAGGCUGCUGCAGAUAUGGAGGGAGCAGGGUUAUGAGCACCUGCACCUGGAGCUGCACCAGACCUUCCAGGAGCUGGGGCCCAUUUUCAGGUCCGAGUCGGGAGGACCACGCACGGUGUGGGUGAUGCUGCCGGAGGAUGUGGAGAGGCUGCAACAGGUGGACAGCCUGCACCCCCGCCGGAUGAGCCUGGAGCCCUGGGUGGCCUACAGACAACACCGUGGGCACAAAUGUGGCGUGUUCUUGCUGAACGGGCCUGAAUGGCGCUUCAACCGAUUGCGGCUGAACCCGGAUGUGCUGUCACCCAAGGCUGUGCAGCGGUUCCUCCCGAUGGUGGAUUCGGUGGCCAGGGACUUCUCCCAGGCCCUCAGGAACAAGGUGCUGCAGAACACCCGGGGGAGCCUGACCCUGGACGUCCAGUCCAGCAUCUUCCACUACACCAUUGAAGGUUUGGACCAGGCGGGAAGGUCCAGCCUCAGAGACCAUGGAGUGGCCAGGGACGGGGACGGGGGGCUGGAGGGAGUCGGGGAGGCAGCCAGGAGGCUGGGGGCUGCCUUGGGCUCACAAUGCCUCCUCCCCACAGCCAGCAACUUAGCCCUCUUUGGAGAGCAGCUGGGCCUGGUUGGCCAUAGCCCCAGCUCUGCCAGCCUGAACUUCCUCCAUGCCCUGGAGGUUAUGCUCAAGUCCACCGUCCAGCUUAUGUUCAUGCCCAGGAGCCUGUCUCGCUGGACCAGCCCCAAGGUGUGGAAGGAGCAUUUUGAGGCCUGGGACUGCAUCUUCCAGUAUGGUGAUAACUGUAUCCAGAAAAUCUAUCAGAAACUGGCCCUCAGCUGCCCUCAACACUACACAGGCAUUGUGGCGAAGCUCCUGUUGAAUGCAGAACUAUCGCCAGAUGCCAUCAAGGCCAACUCGAUGGAACUCACCGCAGGGAGUGUGGAUACGACGGUGUUUCCCUUGCUGAUGACGCUCUUUGAGCUGGCUCGGAACCCCGACGUGCAGCAGGCCCUGCGCCAGGAGAGCCUGGCCGCUGCCGCCAGCAUCAGUGAACAUCCCCAGAAGGCAACCACCGAGCUGCCCCUGCUGCGGGCGGCUAUCAAGGAGAGCUUGAGGCUCUACCCUGUGGGCCCCUUUUUGGAGCGAGUGGUGAGCUCAGACUUGGUGCUGCAGAACUAUCACAUCCCAGCUGGGACACUGGUGCGUGUGUCUCUCUACUCUCUGGGUCGCAACCCCGCCUUGUUCCCGAGACCUGAGCGCUAUAGGCCCCAGCGCUGGCUAGACACCAAGGGCUCUGGCAGGAACUUCCAGUACAUGCCCUUCGGCUUUGGCAUGCGUCAGUGCCUGGGAAGGCGCCUGGCAGAGACAGAGAUGCUGCUGCUGCUGCACCACGUGCUGAAACACCUCCAGGUGGAGACACUAACCCAAGAGGAUAUAAAGAUGGUCUACAGCUUCAUACUGAGGCCCAGCACGUACCCCCUCCUCACCUUCAGGGCUCUGCACCCAGGGUCCCAGCCUGGCCACCAGCCUCCCUCUGCCUGACCAAGGCCACCCUGCUUCUCUCCCACUUGCACAACUUUCUGAGCCACCCCUCUGUCCAGGCAGCCUCAGCACAAAUGGAAUUCCUGAGGGCCUCCAGGACCUGGGCUUGCCAGGCUAAGCAGCAAGGCCAGGGUACAGGUGGGAUGAUCUUGCUGGCAGGGCCUUGUCCCCAGCCCCACCUGGCCCCUUCUCCAGCAAGCAGUGUCCUCUGGGCGGUUUGGCCCCACCCCUCCAGGCGCUGGCUCCAGGCUCCUCCUGUGGCCAUACAAGGGUGCUGUGAUCUUAUCCCUUGCCUUCCUGCCCAGUCUCACAUGUACCUGUCCAUCUCCCCCCGGCCAGUGCCUCUGUGCAGACUGUGUCGGAGUCAGUAAGUGGGAUCCCUGCAUCUCAGAGUCAAGUUCCCUCCUGCAGCCUGCCACAGCUCGAGCAUGCCCUGAGCGCUCUGAAAGUUGUCACCUUGGAAUAGGGUGCUGCAGGGUAGAGUAAAAAGGCCCCUGUGGUCCCUUGCCCUGACACAUCCCCAUUGUCAAGUGAUACAACUGAGUCUGGAGGGACCUAUGUCCCUGCAGCUGAUCACGUCAGCCUCGUGCCCCAGGCCUCGUCUUCCAUGGACCAGGCCUUGUUCCAGCAGCAGGCGUUGGGUCCUCUGCUUCCUGUGCUGUCCCCUGGGGAAGCUCCCGAGGGUGCUGUGAGGAGAUGGAAGAGUCAUGUAGGGUGGGAAGCUUGGGUGUGGUUCCAGAAAUGUUUCUGCCAACAGGAGAGACAGGACUGGGCCAACAGGGACUCAGAUGCCUUUUAUUCACUUGUUCCUGGUUGAUACGGAGCUCUGCCGUGUGCCACGACCUGGGGUGGGCACAGGGAGGUUGCGUUUCCCAACGUGAACCUGCCUGUGGUCCUCAUGGGCUCCUAGCCCAGCAGAGAGAGUGGACCCCUCCUGACUGGCCACUCCACAGUGCUCCCGUGCAGGAAGAGGAAGUGCCCAGGGUGAGAGUGCGUCAGCCAGACUGUCCUUAUCCCCAAGGAUUUUCAUCAGGGCAAAGGUCACAGCCACCAGCCCCUGGUGGCUGAUGAGGACCAGAGCUUUUGUUUCCCCAUGAAAGGGGAAAUCCCUAGGCCAUCCUUCCAGGUAUGGUCAGUAGUUCCAGGACUACUGCGGGACUCAGCAGUACAGGGAGAAGAAGUGCCCAGGUUGGGAGGACACCUAGCUAGAGUUCUUGGUGUUAAUCUACUCAGGAUGCUCUAAGAAAAUGCCACAGCCUGGGUUGUUGACAAACACUAGAAAUCUAUUUCUCAUGGUUCUGAAAGCUUAGAAGGCUAAGAUGAAGGUGUCAGCAGGUUCUGUGUCUGGCGAGGACCCAUCUCUUGGUUCAUAGCUAAAACCUUGCUGUUUCCUCACAUGGUGGGAGAGGGCAAGGCAAGCUCCCUGUGGCCUCUGAUAAAAGGACAUCAAUCCCAUUCAUAAGGGCACUGCCUUCUUCCCUCCCCUCCUCAGUGGACUUGCCCUGCCAUUACCAUUACCUUGUGACUAGAUUUCAGCCUAAGAAUUCUGGAGAGCAGACACAGAAAUUCAGAUUAAACUAUUUUGCCUCUGGUUCCCUAAAAUCUACAUCCUUCUCAUACACAAAAGACAUGCACUUCUCCCCAGUAGCUCCAAAUGUCUUAGCUCAUUUUAGCAUCAACUUUAAAACUGUAGUACAAAGUAUAAUUUAAAUGUUAUCUGAGUCAAAUAUGGAUAAAAUUCAGGGUACAAUUACCCUGAGUCAAACUGCUCUUGCUAUAAACCUAUGAAAUCAAAUAUGUUACGUGCUUCCAAAAUACAGCGGUUGGAGAGGUGUAGGAUAAACAUUCCCAUUCCAGAAAGGAGAAACAGGAAAGAAGAAAGGAGUAACAAGCUUCAGGCAACUCCAAAAUGGAAUGUGACAAACAACAUUAAACCGGAAGCCUCAAGA